CAACAAAACAAAAACUUCUUAAAAACUUAAAUCCGUAGAUUUGAAAAAUAUUUUUCGAACCCUAGUUCUCAGCUUAUCACCAUGGAAGAAUCAGCCAUCAAAGGUCUGAAAUUGCUGGAAUUCAACGAUAGUGGUGCAGACUCUCAAACUCACAGUAGCACUAGUACGGCUAUUUCCGUUGAAGGAUAUAACACUACGCUUAAGGAGUAUCCUCUCAGGCUCGCAUUGGCAAAACAUUUCGCUUCAUGCGGAAAGAUCACACAAAUUUAUGUUCCUAGAGACUUUAAAAAGAAACUCCUCAAGAGAGCCUCCUUCGUUUGGAUCGAGGGAGACGAUGCCGAAGAAAAGGCAUUGCAACUUAGUGGAACUGACGUUGGAGGAUGGACUGCUAUCGUUAAGCCUGUGCCCUCUCAGAAAAUAUUCUAUGAUGAUUCUUGGAGUGCUGCUACUCCUGAGGCUAUAUGCCCCCAGGAGAUGGAAGAAGAAGAUGCUUGAUAUGUUGGUGCACGAAAUUCACGAAAGAAAAAGUAUCGAUUUAAGUAAAAAUAAGCCAUGAUGAAUAAGGCUUUCUCGCUCUUACUUCUACUGCUCACGGUAACAGUUGUAGGAGCUAGCGUGACUGGUACAAGGGAGUCAUGGGAUGAUAAUGAUAAUAAUUAAUCCACGACCUAUAUUUGGUUAGAUGUUAAAUACAUCAUAUUUCAGUUCAAUUUUAAACCAUACUUAUUUUGUCUAAUCCGUUGUAUCGUCAAAGUUAAGUUUUCAAAUUUAGAUUUUGUUGAC
Molecule: messenger RNA, 783 nt
Organism: Arabidopsis lyrata subsp. lyrata
Lineage: Eukaryota; Viridiplantae; Streptophyta; Magnoliopsida; Brassicales; Brassicaceae
Product: nucleolin 1
Exons: 5
Coding region: 82-495 (137 amino acids)
Molecular function (GO): nucleic acid binding
Source: RefSeq, a predicted model, not a curated record